Messenger RNA from Habropoda laboriosa, 2445 nucleotides. Its product is annotated as CLK4-associating serine/arginine rich protein-like. Lineage: Eukaryota; Metazoa; Arthropoda; Insecta; Hymenoptera; Apidae. The record is from RefSeq and is a predicted model, not a curated record. Bases 107 to 2338 code for a protein of 743 amino acids. The transcript has 14 exons.
AGAAGAGUCUGUUAAUUAAUAAUUUUUUGGAUUCCUUCUAUAGAAUUGUUAACUACAUGAAUGUUCCUUUUUAAUUUAGUGGUUUGUGAAUUAUUUAAUAUGUAAAAUGAGCUUUUCCGUGAAAAAAACAGGUGGUAGGAUGUGGCAUGAAGCGCGAAAACAAGAAAAGAAAAUUCGUGGAAUGCUAGUAGAUUAUCGUCGCCGAGCUGAACGUCGACGGGACUAUUAUGAAAAAAUUAAAUCGGAUCCUACACAAUUUCUACAACUUCAUGGAAGACCUUGCAAAAUACACUUAGAUCCAGCAGUUGCUACGGCUGGUGACAGUCCUGCAAACAUGAUGCCAUGGCAAGGAAAUGAAGACAAUCUUAUUGACCGAUUUGAUGUACGUGCUCACCUUGACUGGAUACCAGAAGCACCAGAUUGUAUUGAUGUGGACAUUGCUCUUACUAGUGAAGAUAGACAUAUCAAUUAUGAACGUUAUCGUAUAAUUGUUCAAAACGAAUUUUUAGGAGUAACGGAAGAAAAAUUUUUACAUCAAAUACACUUGGAAGAACAAUUUGGUUCAUCAACAAAAUUAGAUUCUGCAAGGGAUAAGAAGAAAUCAUGUAAUAAUGUAGCCAUUGGGUACAAUUAUGAAACAGAAGAACCAAUAACAGAAACGGUAAAAACAAUGGAUGCUGUUAUAUCUGACGAAAAGGCAGAUGAUGAAGAUAGUGAUAUCGAUUUAGAUAUAUGUGUAGAUGUAUCUCAAAUAGAGCCAUCACAAGCACAUGAAAUGAAUUUGGUAGCUCAAAAAUAUGGGCUUUUAGGAGCUGAUUACUUUAGUUUUUUAACACAAGAUUUUGAAGAAGCUGAAACAUUGAGACAAGCACGUAAACAAGAAGAAGAAAAAGCUAUGUAUUCGGGUAGGAGAUCACGUAGAGAAAGACGUGCAUUUAGAGAGAAAAAAAUGAUCGGUCGAGUUAUGAGUCCACCAAGUUAUGCGGCGAGAGAAAGUCCUGAAUAUAAUCCCUAUAGAAAAUCUUCGUCCAAAUCUCGUUCAAGAUCUGCAUCACCUGUUAACACUGGACAAAUAACAUAUAUUACAAGUUUUGGUGGUGAAGAAGAAACACAUGGAAGUUCGUCUCAUGUUACUUCUUCUAAUUCAAGAAAAAUGAAUUAUUCUCAUCUUAGACGUAGAAGAUCAGACAGCCCAACGAUCAAUGAGCGAACAAUUAAUAGAAAAUUUUCAAAAUCAAGAUCAAGAAGUUGCUCUCGUUCUAUUAAUAAAUCUAAAUUGUACAGAAAGCGUAGUACAUCAAGAAUAAGAUCAAGAAGAACACGUUCGAGACAUAGCAAAAUUACAAGAUCAAGAACAAGAAGUCGUUCAAGGCGAUCACGAACUCGUAGUGAAUCUAGAUCUCGGUAUAGAAGUUUUACUAGAUCCCGUUCGCAUACUAUUUCAAGAUCGAAAACAAGAUCUAGAUCUCGUUCACGUCCGAAAAGAUCUAGAAGUUCAUCUUCAAGCAGUGCAUCUAGAUCAAAAUCAAAAUCAAGAUCAAGAUCUAAGUCGCACAACAGAAGCCAUUCAAGGGAUAGUUAUCGUCGAAGACAUCACUCUCCAUCAAAAUCAGUAUCUAAAUCUCGAUCCAGAACUAAAUCUCAAUCUAGAUCGAGAUCAAGAUCAAGAAGCAAAUCCAGAUGCAAACGAUCUCGCAGUAUUGAAAAUAAAACACCAACAUUACCGAGAUAUUAUGGCCGACGUGGAAAAUCAUCAAGUUUGGAAUUAGAAUUAUCAGAUAGCGAGGAAAAAAUUCCUACAGCAACACCAAAACCAACGGCUACUAAUACCACGAGCAUGAACAAGCCAAAAGCAGGGUUAAGUACAAAUUCUGGUGGCGGACACAAAUCACUGAAAAUUACACCUCAGGAACGACUCAAGAAAAAAAUGCAAGCUUUAUUGAAUAGACAAUAUAAAGCUGACAAAAAGGCCGAGCAACUUAGGAUUGAAAAAAUGGAACAACAACGACAAGAUCGGGAAGAUGAAAUUCGAGAAAUGUCCUUGAAGUUACGCAGAAAACAAAGAGAACGAAGACACCGUUAUGAAGGUCAUAGUUCUGAUUCACAUUCCUCUGUAUCACGUACACCAAGUCCCGGUCGUAGUCCGCGAAUUAUGCGACGCGAAAGGAAAGAAAGAGAUAUGAGGGACUUUGAAAACGAUCGUGAACGAGAAAGAGAUAGAGAACGCGAUAGACGUGAUGAUAGAGAAAAGUUUAGAAUUGAAUCUCGUAGGAAAUAUAGAGAUUCACCACUUCGUUCUUUAAGUCCAAGAAAUAGCCGAGGCCUAGUCGAUUAUUGACAACAAGAAAGCGCACGGUUAAUCUUCCACUUAAUGGACUUAAAAUUCUAUUAGACACUUCCUGUAUUGCAUUCCUUCCGUCAAAUGCUACAAGUGUUCUAAAAAGU